CAAGAAGAUGCAAGUGAGCAUUAUCUGAGGCAAUUAGUUGCGGGGAAUGGGCUUUCCCUGCACAUUGUUUGGGUCAAACUGCUAGUUAGAGCUAAUCUUCCACUUUGAGUCAUGCUUCCAGAUUGUGUUAUUCUUCCAGAUUACGUCAUUCUUCCAGAUUACGUCAUCUGGUACUUAUUUCUACGUGUUUUUACGUAGAGUCUUCCAGAUUGUGUCAUUCUUCCAGAUUGUGUCAUUCUUCCGGAUUGUGUCAUUCUACUAUUUUCAGUCAUUCUUCCAAAACAAAACACUGAGAACCUGGCAAACUGUUAAUACACGUAUUCCCGCAACUCCCGUUGCCUGCCUCUUUAUUUUUAGCAGUUUUCGAUUGUGGUCACACUUUCUAUCGCCUCGAUUCGAUUGAGAAUCUCCAACAAUACGACUCCAGCACAGCCGCAAAGUGUUUGGCUACUUUACGACAGUAUCAAGGAUUACUGUACUGCAACCCAAACAUCAUCCAUCAGCUAUCCUUCUAACUAUCAGUCUUGCGCUUGUCCCCACAGUUUUCUUCACCGCUGCUUCGCUUCGUUUAUCGCUCCUGCGGUAGCUACACUGUAUCGCGAGGAUACCAACUGUAGAUCCAUCCACCAUGACAAUCAAGAAGACCGCCAACGGUGACGAAGAAAACCAAUGGGAGCAAGAGGAAGAUGAAGUCUACCUCCCACGAGAAGAAGAUCCCGUGGAAAAGCCGGCCAAGGUUCUCGAUGAUGAUAACAACAACGCGAAUGUUCCCGACGUCGAAGAAGAAGGACGACUGCCGGCAGCCUGUUACUGUUCGAUUACCAAACAAAUCAUGGGCGAUCCCGUGGUGGGACCCAAUGGUGAUUCCUUUGAAAAGGAAGCCGUCAUGGAACGACAAGGUGGAGAGUUACUCAGCUACUAUCCCAAUCGAGCCUUGCGGGCGUAUAUGGACGAGCAACAGGAAGUGUUGGGAGAGGAAGGUUCCGUCCGUGGGACACUGCGCAAACUCGACAACAAUCUGCGAACCAAUUGGGAUCGCAUGUUGGAGAAUACAUCCCUGGCUACCGCAUUGGGUGGAGAGUCACGACCGUUGCCAGAUGAAUUCUAUUGCACAUUGACGCUAGAUCUACCCCAUGAGCCAGUCAUCGACCCCGAGGGGUUCACCUAUGAGAAGGAUGCGAUUGUCCAUUGGGUGAGACACAAUGGUGAUUCGCCCGUCACUCGAAAGCCACUCAGUGUGGAUCAGCUCUACGACAACAAUGCCGUUCUUUGUAUUCUUUUGGAAGAAUCCGAAAAACCAGAAGAUAACCUGCAUCCUUGUAUUCGACGUUGGAAAGAAGAACUCAUGAACCCUCCUCCCUCCAUUGUGCCUCCCGACACUACCGUCAAUGCUCUCACCACCACGAGUAGUAGUGGUAUGGGUGGCAUUCCCAUGAAUGGGGAACAAUCCACGGAAGAAACCACGACAACCAGAACCUAUCCGACAACUCACGAAGAAAUGGAAGAACGAUUGCGACGAGAGCAUCGGGCAUCCAUGAUCAGUCUCUUGCUGAUCAUUGUCAUUAUCUCUUUUGCACUGAUAUACCUGCCAUUCUAUUUGGUGGUAUUCGUGCUCGCUUUUUGCAGUUGCAUGUACGCACGACGCAGAUUCCACGAGCGUCAUCAUCAGCGUGCCUAA
This is a messenger RNA of Seminavis robusta, 1678 nucleotides long. The record is from the annotation of a GenBank genome assembly. Lineage: Eukaryota; Bacillariophyta; Bacillariophyceae; Naviculales; Naviculaceae.